Messenger RNA from Lizanozyma spartinae, 1542 nucleotides. It is a transcript of the gene POP2, whose product is annotated as CCR4-NOT core DEDD family RNase subunit. Lineage: Eukaryota; Fungi; Ascomycota; Pichiomycetes; Serinales; Debaryomycetaceae. The transcript has a single exon. The coding region runs from base 1 to 1542 and encodes 513 amino acids. Gene Ontology annotation, molecular function: nucleic acid binding; poly(A)-specific ribonuclease activity. The record is from RefSeq and is a predicted model, not a curated record. Gene Ontology annotation, cellular component: CCR4-NOT core complex; P-body; CCR4-NOT complex.
AUGAAUGUGAAUCCACAUCUCCAAUAUUUGCAGCAGCAUCAACAGCUGCAUCAGCAGCAGCAGCAGCAGCAGCAACAACAACAACAGCAACAACAGUCAGGUAACCAGCCUCCUAUAAGCAUUAACAUGUCGUCACCUCAAGUGUCCCUGUUGCAGCUUCAGCAGCAACUCCAAAGACAGCAGUUGUUGAGUCAACACUUGCAGUCACAGGGCCAACAACAACAACAACAACAACAACAAUUAGCAGGCAAUUCAGGUACACCCGGCGCAGCCAAUCAGCUUCUAGCAGUUAUAAAUGGUGGAGGAGGGUCUAAUAAUAUUAGUGGAAACUCCAAUGUUAUGAAUGUUGCACUCAACAGUAACAACACCAAUAUGAAUCCAUUAAUUCAGAUGCAUUUACAGCAGCAGCAGCAGCAGCAGCAGCAACAACAACAGCCGGCACAGUCUCAAUUCCAACAAUCGCAACAACAGUCGUCACAGUUACAACAACAGUUUCAACAAUUGCAACAACUGAGUCAGCAGCAACAUGUUCCUAUUAUAAAGGAAGUUUGGGCUUACAACUUGGAACAGGAGUUCCACAACUUGAGAACGUUGAUCAACGACAAGUCACUGAGUGUUUAUGUAGCUAUUCACCAAGAGAUCCCCGGGAUUGUGGCCCGUCCAGUGGGUACUUUCAAGUCCUCAGCUGAUUAUCAUUUCCAGACCUUAAGAUCCAAUUCAGAUUUACUUAAUUUAAUUCAAUUGUGUUUGUGCGUGACCAUGAUCAAAGAUAAUACGGUUAGUACCAGUGUUAUUUGGCAAUUCAAUUUCUUUUACGAUCUUAACGAAGAAAUGUAUAACGAAGAGCAUUUAAGUAUGCUUUCCCAAACUUCACAGAUUAAUUUCCAAUUACAUAUGAGUCAAGGGAUAAAACACUUUUCAUUUGCUGAAUUAUUUAUUGAGAGUGGGUUAGUAUUAGAUUCUUCAAUCAAUUGGAUUAGUUAUCAUGCUGGAUAUGAUUUAGGGUUUUUGGUAAGUUUAGUUCUUAAUGAUAAUCUUCCAGUUGAUGAAGAAGAUUUCUAUUGGUGGUGUGCGCAAUAUUUCCCAAGUUUUUAUGAUUUAAAGUUCAUUGGGAACCAAGUCCUCAACAAAACUCCUAAUGACGAAUCCUCAAAGAAUUCAAAUAAGCCCUCUAUUGAAUAUCUUGCAGAGGAUUUACAUUUAUUACCCAUUUCUCCUGCUAUAAGACAAUAUUUUGCUUCGGCCACGGGCCAAUAUGGUAACCACCAACAACAAAUGACCGCCGUAUUACAUGCAUAUUUAUCCAUGGAAUGUUUCAAGGAGAUCUUUAGACAAACCGGGUUUGAUGGUUCGUUACUUACCAGAUUCAAAGGGAUUAUAUGGGGAUUAGGAUCUAUUUAUAGUCCUAAUGAGGGUACUAGUAACGGAGCAACCACUGCAACAUCGGGGAACACUCAAGUUGCCAAGACUGCUGCUCUUUUACAACCUUCUACACCUGUUUCGUCAAAGACCGGAGUGGUUCAUCUUGGAAGAGCAAUGUAA